AUGAAAAGAUUCAUCAAAGUCCUGCUGGUGCUGAGUGGCCUAGUGGCCACGUCCUGGGCACUCUUCAUAGACAUACCCGAGAUCCACAACCAGGAGCAGCUGUUGGGCAGUGCAUCAAACGCUGGGAAAACCCGAGAGUCCUUCAUGGAUCCAAAUGGCCUGGCCAAGGGCAAGACCGGACCGGAGGAUGAGAAGAACGCUCAGUUCUGGUACGACCUCGCCCACGAAGAGAUUGCCAAACGUCUGGAGCUGCCGCAGGUAGACAAACGCAAGGCCAAGAAUGUGAUCAUGUUCCUGGGCGACGGCAUGGCUGCUGCUCGUAUUCACAAGGGUCAACUCAAGGGUAAUCCCGGCGAGGAGGACUCCCUCAGCUUUGAGAAGUUCCCCCACUCCGGCUUAAGCAGGACGUACUGCUCCAAAGCACAGGUUCCGGACUCCGCCUGCACGGCCACCGCUUACUUAUGCGGAGUCAAGACCAAUAUCGUGGCUUUGGGCAUCACCUCAGCCGUUAACUUUAACAACUGCAGCGGCAGCGAGGAUCCAGCCAAUCAGAUUAGCUCCAUUGCCGCCUGGGCCCAGGCACCGGAAAGGGCAGCGGCAUUGUGA
Messenger RNA from Drosophila miranda, 606 nucleotides. RefSeq names its product membrane-bound alkaline phosphatase-like. Gene Ontology annotation, biological process: dephosphorylation. The record is from RefSeq and is a predicted model, not a curated record. The transcript has 3 exons. Gene Ontology annotation, molecular function: alkaline phosphatase activity. Bases 1 to 606 code for a protein of 201 amino acids. Lineage: Eukaryota; Metazoa; Arthropoda; Insecta; Diptera; Drosophilidae.